This is a messenger RNA of Vigna radiata var. radiata (mung bean), 3713 nucleotides long. RefSeq lists its product as uncharacterized. The coding region runs from base 124 to 3084 and encodes 986 amino acids. The record is from RefSeq and is a predicted model, not a curated record. The transcript has 5 exons. Lineage: Eukaryota; Viridiplantae; Streptophyta; Magnoliopsida; Fabales; Fabaceae.
GAAAGGAGAAGGAGUGUCCCCAUCUGAUCUGAACGGGACUUUUACCGUGUAUGUAUGUAGUCCAUACUCUUGACUCUCUCACCUAUUCUCUUCUUCUUUCUUUUCUUUCUCUCUGUUCUCGCAAUGGCUCAUCUCUUCAGGGACCUAUCAUUGGGCCAUUCCAAGAGAGACACAACGCCGCCUACCAUAAUGCCUCCAAAACCUUCCGCCCUUUCUUCCGCUGACGACCUCCCUUCUCCGCUCGGCCAACUCGCCGCCAACCUUUCCGAUUCCGACCUUUCCUUAACAGCCUUCGAGAUCUUCGUUGCCGCCUGCCGCACCUCCUCCGGCAAGCCUCUCAGUUCCAUCCCUAAUCACUCCUCUGCCAAUUCACCCGGCCAGAACUCGCCCAACUCGCAAGCACUCCAGCGAUCCAUCACUUCCACCGCCGCCAGCAAGGUUAAGAAGGCCUUCGGCUUGAAAUCGCCUGGUUCGGGCUCCAGAAAGAGUCCUGGCUCCGGUUCGGCUUCCGGUUCGGGCCAGGGAAAGCCGAAGCGACCGUUAACAGUAGGAGAACUCAUGCGGAACCAGAUGAGGGUUUCCGAAGCCAUGGAUUCGCGCGUGAGACGCGCUCUUCUCAGGAUUUCCGCUGGCCAGGUCGGAAGAAGGAUUGAGUCUGUGGUGGUUCCGCUUGAGUUGCUGCAGCAACUCAAGGCUUCGGAUUUUACUGAUCAGCAAGAGUACGUUGAGUGGCAGAAAAGAACCUUGAAGGUUCUCGAGGCUGGUUUAAUUUUGCAUCCACAAAUUCCCUUGGAUAAGUCGAAUUCUGCGGCACAGCGUCUGCGGCAGAUUAUUCAUGCUGCAUUGGAUAAGCCUAUAGAAACCGGGAAGAAUACUGAAUCUAUGCAGGUUCUUCGUAGUGCUGUCAUGUCUCUUGCAAAUCGGUCGUAUGAUGGAUCUUAUGCUGAUUCAUGCCACUGGGCAGAUGGGAUUCCUCUGAAUCUGCGGCUUUAUGAAAUGCUUUUGCAAUCAUGCUUUGAUGCUAAUGAUGAAUCGUCUAUUAUUGAGGAAUUUGAUGAGCUGAUGGAACAAAUAAAGAAGACCUGGGGUAUCCUUGGGUUAAAUCAGACGUUGCAUAAUCUUUGUUUCACUUGGGUUUUGUUUCAUCGGUUUGUUGUGACUGGCCAGGCGGAUUUGGAACUGCUAUCUGCUGCUGAUGGCCAGCUGGCAGAAGUUGCAAAAGAUGCGAAGACAACAAAAGAUGCAGAAUAUUCCAAAGUUUUGAGCUCUACGUUGACUUCUAUAUUGGGAUGGGCUGAGAAAAGGCUCCUUGCAUAUCAUGAAACUUUUGACCGGGGUAAUGUUGAAACCAUGCAGGGCAUAGUCUCUUUAGGGGUAGCCGCAGCUAAGAUUUUGGUUGAGGAUAUAUCCAAUGAGUAUCGCCGGAGGAGAAGAAAUGAUGUCAAUGUGGCACGUGAAAGAAUUGAAACCUACAUCAGGUCAUCACUACGCACUGCUUUUGCCCAGAUAAUGGAGAAGGCAGACUCCAGCAGGAGAGCAUCCAAAAAUCAGCCAAAUGCUCUCCCUGUCCUUGCCAUCCUUGCGAAGGAUGUAGGUAGCCUGGCAACCAAUGAAAAACAAGUCUUCAGUCCAAUACUUAAGAGGUGGCAUCCUUUGGCAGCAGGUCUUGCUGUGGCCACCCUCCACUCAUGCUAUGGAAACGAAUUAAAGCAGUUCAUAUCAGGUAUCACAGAAUUGACACCUGAUGCGGUUCAAGUGUUGAGAGCUGCCGAUCAGUUAGAGAAAGACCUUGUGCAGAUAGCUGUGGAGGAUUCAGUGGAAAGCGAUGAUGGAGGUAAAGCAAUUAUCCGUGAGAUGCCUCCUUAUGAGGCCGAAGGGGCAAUUGCCAACCUUGUGAAAAUAUGGAUUAAAACUAGAAUAGACAGACUAAAGGAGUGGGUCGAUAGGAAUCUGCAGCAAGAGGUUUGGAGUCCUCAAGCAAAUCAGGAAGGAUAUGCUCCAUCUGCUGUUGAUGUUUUGCGGAUUAUAAAUGAGACAUUGGAUGCUUUCUUUCAGCUUCCGAUACCCAUGCAUCCUGCAAUGCUUCCUGAAGUGAUGAAUGGCCUUGACAAAUGCCUUCAGUAUUAUGUCAUCAAAGCAAAAUCUGGCUGUGGAUCACGAAACACAUUUCUUCCAACAAUGCCAGCAUUGACCAGGUGCACUAUCGGUUCAAAGUUUCAGGGCUUUGGGAAGAAAAAAGAUAAAUCUCCAAAUCCUCAGAAGAGAAACCCUCAGGUUGCAACAAAUGGGGAUAGCUCUUCUGGAAUACCACAACUCUGUGUUCGCAUUAAUACUUUGCAGUGGAUCCUGGGUGAAUUUGAUGUUCUGGAAAAAAGAAUAAUUACCCUUCUACGGAACUCUGAAUCUGCUCAUGUGGAAGAUUUUUCAAAUGGAUUAGCAAAGAAGUUUGAACUAUCUCCAGCUGCGUGUCUUGAAGGAAUUCAGCAACUCUGCGAGGCUGCAGCCUAUAGAGUUGUCUUUCAUGAUCUAAGCCAUGUUUUAUUGGAUGGUUUGUACGUUGGGGAUCCAGCAUCUUCAAGAAUUGAGCCAUACCUUCAGGAACUUGAGCGGAAAUUAAUGUUCAUUUCAGAUACUGUUCAUGAAAGAAUUCGCACACGAAUUGUUACUGAAAUAAUGAGAGCUUCCUUUGAUGGAUUCUUGCUUGUAUUGCUUGCUGGAGGUCCCUCCCGUGCUUUUAACCGGAAGGAUUCUCAGAUCAUCGAGGAUGAUUUCAAAUUUCUGAAGGAAUUGUUUUGGGCAAAUGGGGAUGGCUUGCCUUCUGAAUUAAUAGAUAAGUUUUCAACAACUGCGAGGUCUAUCCUUCCCCUUUUCAGAACUGACACAGAGACCCUCAUAGAGCAGUUUAGACGGUUGACCAUGGAGACAUAUAAAUCCUCCGCCAGGUCUAAACUUCCAUUACCUCCCACUUCAGGACAGUGGAAUCCGUCAGAACCAAACACAUUGUUACGUGUAUUAUGUUAUAGAAAUGAUGAAUCAGCUUCCAAGUUUCUGAAAAAGGCAUAUGAUCUACCUAAGAAACUUUGACAACCCUGAGAACUAGUUAAUGGAAUGGCAAACUGAGAUGUACUUGGGAGUGGGAGAUGCGAUCUGUUAACUGUCUGGUUCUGCUGGUGAGUGCAACGUUGCCAAGCAGGUAAUUUGUGUGAAUUGUUCAGCAAGACCUACGUCAGGAUGGGGCCGUCCUGCGAGACAUUGGGAAUAUUGUCCAGAGGCUUAGUGCUAUCGGCAGCGUAUUCUCCAAGUCUGAAGUGAGGCAGCAUAAAUAUGGGCCAUGAUUAUGGCUGGCUUAUUUGGGAAGGUAGUUGAAUAUUCUUUCUGAUUCAUUAAUUAUUACUAGAGAUAUCUCACGGUGGUUUAUUCUGCGUUUAUCUUAAUUUUUCUUUUUUUAUUUAGAGUUCUCUCUAUAUAAUAUGAAAAUGAGAUAUCCUACGUUCUCAUUAUUCUUUGGUUAAAUUCCUUUGGAUUGGGUUGCCCCUUCUACUAGUAUGAAAUGCAGGAAUUGUAUAAUAGCCCAUUUGUUGAUUGAAGUUUAUGCAAGUUUUUCUUAGUAUGAAUGAAAAGGCCGGCAUUGAUUGUAAACUGGGAUUUAACAUUGUAUAUAUAUGCUAAUGCAGCACUCUUAUGUAAUACAUAUAUCCUUCUUUAGUCAGACA